Messenger RNA from Astyanax mexicanus (Mexican tetra), 1590 nucleotides. RefSeq names its product RNA-binding protein with serine-rich domain 1. Lineage: Eukaryota; Metazoa; Chordata; Actinopteri; Characiformes; Acestrorhamphidae. Gene Ontology annotation, cellular component: nucleoplasm; cytoplasm; ASAP complex. The coding region runs from base 80 to 913 and encodes 277 amino acids. The transcript is spliced from 7 exons. Gene Ontology annotation, biological process: mRNA splicing, via spliceosome. The record is from RefSeq and is a predicted model, not a curated record. Gene Ontology annotation, molecular function: RNA binding.
CUUCUGCCAUGACGUAGGUUGGGGGGGCCGUGUUGUGAUACGUCAUGUAAAGUGCGACGAGCGAUAAAAACGGGUAAAAAUGGCUCCAUCUCCAACCAAGAGAAAGGACCGCUCUGAGGAAAAACCAAAAGAACGAGGGAAGGACAAAGCAGGAGUUAAAGAGAAUGCUGAAAAGGAGAGGGGCAGAGAGAAGGCCCGCAAACGACGGAACGCAUCUAGUGGCAGCAGUAGCUCCAGCUCCAGCAGCAGUUCUGGUUCCAGCUCUGGCUCAUCGAGUGGCUCCAGUUCAUCCUCUGCUUCCAGCCGCUCUGGCUCCUCCAGCUCACGCUCCUCUAGUUCCUCAAGCUCAUCUGGCUCUCCCAGUCCCAGCCGGCGUCGACAUGACAACCGGCGACACUCCCGAUCUAAAUCCAAGUCUGUUAAGAAGGAUGACAAGGAUCGUCGCAGGAGGAGCCCGAGUCCACGUCCCACUAAGGUUUACUUGGGACGUCUGACCAGAAACGUCAUUAAAGAACACAUUCAAGAGAUCUUCUCAACCUACGGAAAGAUCAAGAUGAUUGAUAUGCCAGUGGACCGAUUGCACCCUCACCUCUCUAAGGGCUAUGCUUAUGUGGAGUUUGAAACUGCGGAUGAAGCAGAAAAGGCUCUCAGACACAUGGAUGGAGGUCAAAUCGAUGGGCAAGAGAUCACUGCUACAGCUGUUCUGACCCCAAGGGUGCGCCCUGCCCCCCGCAGACUCACGCCUCCACGCAGGAUGCCACCCCCACCGCCCAUGUGGCGACGAACUCCUCCCCGAAUGAGGCGCAGAUCACGAUCUCCGCGAAGGCGUUCUCCACCGCGCCGCAGGUCCAGAUCCAGGUCACCAGGGCGCCGUCGCCAUCGCUCCCGCUCCAGCUCAAACUCCUCACGAUAGAGGGCAGCACGUCUCUCCCCCUUCUGAUAAGCGACUCUGCCAUAAUUUCAAAUGAAGAGUCCUCUUGGUGGUUUUUGGACACUGUGCCAUAUUUGUUCCUAAAUAAUGCUGUCUCCUUAUAGUCACCCAUUUAUUGUAAAUAUUUUAAAUUAUUUGAAAUGUUAAAGUUUGCAUUGUAAAUAUUUGGUGACUGUUGGAUGGUAACUGAAGUAUUGUUUCAAACGAUGUGUUUGAAGUAUAGACAUGACCUAUAGUCAGUGAUUCAUUUUAUCCUGACAGUUUUUUUUUGUUACAUUAUUUUAAGUGUCAGAAUUCUUUGUUGUGCUUACUGUGAAAACGGUACAUUGAAUAUUGAAACCGGCCUAGACGAUUAGUUUGAGAAUAGAGUUUUGUUUCUUUGUUGCAGCUCUGGAAGUCCACAUAAUUAAACUUUGCAUAAUUAAUGUGUAUAAUCACCCUUUGAUUUGAUCACUAAAUGAUACCAGACAAAAUAUUCAGCAUUUUUUCAGCCUUUCUAUGUAGCAGUUCAUACAUUUCAUUAACCUGACUUUGAUUUUUUGCUGAUUUACAGAUUAACAGUAACAGUAAUGAUUAACUGAGUCGCUGUAUCUCACCAUAAAUACUGUGAAAUAUUCUUGUAAAUGGAAUAAGCAUAAUAAAGAAAUUCCAUUUUAAAA